AUGGGACAAUGUCAGCCCGAAUGCUGCGGCCCAACGGAAGGACCCAUGCACGGUGCCGAUGACGAAGACCAUGAUGAUGUGGUGGCGACAGAUGAAGCAUCCAUCAUACAGCUGAGGAGCAGCCAGACACAGGUGGGGACUACCUUGGUGCAGCAGAUCUCGCUGAUGGAACACAGCAGUCCUCACAAGCUGACUGGUGACUGGGAUCUACGGCCACCGCUAUCGGAGCAGACCCGGGAGUCCUCGGACGAUCCAGGCUUCUUCGAGGUGGAAGCGAACAUCGUCGUAGUCAGAAGCAGCAGUAUGAUGGACAGUGGUGGCCUGGAAGAGCCCGAACCGGAAGGUGCUCCAACAGAGUCCAGUGAGGCCUCCAGGUCACCAUCUGCCAGCAGCUCAGAAGAUUUAGGUCACCUGCUGCCUGAGCAACCUGUGCCAGCUCAACAGCCUCCGCCAGCCCUCUUGUUGGGUUUUUCCAACGGAUGGCUGCAGCUCCUGAUUCGUGCAAGAGGAAGAUCAGAUAUUCCAGAGGGAAUGACACAGACAGAGAUCAGUGGGAAAGUUUUCUACCUGCUGGGGUGCCCGCCCAACAAGUUCAUGGCCUUCUGCGAAGGGAAAGAAUGCCUCAGACUGGAUACAGACCUCCAGGAGCUCCAGUCAAAGGGGCAGGAAUGUCUAGCCAGCGAGAACGAGAUGGUUUUUCUGUCAGCCGGAGAAAGCACCAAGGAGGAGAGUCAAAAGAAGAAGAGAAGCACCAGGAGAUCGAGACCGUCCUUCAAAAAGGAAUCGAGUUCCGAGGAGGAGGACAGCGAGAAAAGCUCUUCAGAAAACUCAGACCUUGGAGAUGCUCUGGCACAGCUGAAAAAGAAAUGGCAAGAAAAGGGUACGCCUGGCGCAAGACGCAGCGGACCAGAGAAGAGAAGCGGCCGCCAUUCGCUUCUUCAGCUGAAGGACAAAGAGACUGUCUCUCAUCACCAAGGCAGAGAUCUGAUGCUGAAAACUGUAGCGACCGAGCAGGAUCCACUCAGAGCUUGGGUCACGCUGCAGGUCUACAAAGAUCUUCAACGAGGCCAACGUCAUCGUCGCAGCCAUCAAGACAGUUGGAGCGACGACAACGAGUCCAGCGGCAGUGCCAGCAGUUCCGGGAAAGAAAAAUACAAGAAACCUGGAGGCGCAAGAGCAGUGGAGAACUUCGAGGCAGCCAAGCGCAAGAUGAAGAAGAACCCACUGAGGUACGUUCGCCGCUUCGUGAAGGAUCUGGAAAGAGAGUUGGGUGCGGAAGGACGUCCCUUCCGCAUCCACGAGGGGAGCAAGAGGAUUCCCUGGGGCAAACAGAAGACCCUCCAGCGAUGCUAUCACAUGUUCGCAGAGGUGUUGGAGUUGAUGCUUCGCGAGAAGUGGGAGAGAGCUGCGCUUCAAGUAGUUCUAUGCUUGAAGAGCGUUCACCAAACAGCGCUCGACAAUGGGGACUGGUCAGUGAGCUGGAUGCUCACGCAUCUGAGCGAUCCGAUCAGCAAGGCGAAGUUUGGGGGCAGCAUGGAAGAGCUCUCACAGGUAACCUCUUACCUCCGCAGCAUGGCGGAGUUGGAGAAGAAUACGGAGAAGCUUCGCAGUGCCAGCAGCUGGGGAGGUCCGAGUGGCAGCGCAGAUCAACCCGAAGGAGGGGGCAAGAAAGACACAAAGAAAAAGGGCAAGGGCAAAGGCAAGAAGAGCGACGAGCCCAAGGAGAACGCAGGUAUUCUUGAUCCUAAGGACUUCCUAAAGGGUGAUAACCUCAGAGCAUUUGAGACCAUGCAUGAAUGGGAAACCCACUUGCAGAUCUUGAAAGAUUGUGGGGCCAUGCAAGAAAACGAGACUUUAGCCUAUAAGAAGAUAGUUCCAGCAAAGCACACACUGGAGGGGCUGUAUAUCGAUGAUCAUUUGGUGAUGCAGAUUUUGCCCAAUCGCAGAACUCGAAAAAGUAGGUCCAAGUUCAAGGAUGAAGAACUGAUAGAUCGUAGCAGGAAAAAGUAUCAAGAACUAGGACUUCCUAUUUCAAAGAAAAAGCAAUUUACCAAGUGUUCAGACUUUUGCGCAUGGGGCACCAGCGUGAGUAGCCAGAGCGGCCGUGUCGGGGUCAGCAGUGAGAAGCUGAAAGGAGUAGGGGAACUGAUUGUUGAAAUUUGUCAGCUCAGAUUCGUCACUCAGAAAUUGCUUCAAAAGGCUGUAGGGCUAUUAGUGCAUCCCGCCAUGCACCGCCGCAUUUUCAUGUCAUUGUUGCAAGAGGUGUAUCAAUUCAUAACCAAGAUGAAACCCAAGAAAGAAUAUAGACUCCCUGACAAUGUCCGCGAAGAACUUCUCUGGAUGGCGCUGUGCCUUCCCUUAAUGCAUGCCAACAUCCGAUGGCCAAUCAGUUCGCGCAUUGGCGCGUCAGACGCCUCGCUUUCGGGGGGUGGCAGGGCGGCAUGCUUCACAUCAGAAGCUAUCGCCAAGACACUAUAUAGGUACAGUGAGCAUUCAGGUGAGCAUGUGCGUUUGGACUGGGAAACCGGUGCCUUGGCACCUCCUUCAAAAAUGUCAGAAGCACCAGCCGAACUUGAAGCCUUGAUGGGAGCGCAUUGCUGGUCGACCACUGAAAAGUGUAAGUUCAACCAUAAGCAACAUAUCAACAUUCUAGAGCUUAAGAUGGUUAAGUCAGAGCUCAAAGAGUUAGUUGAAAGUUCCAAUGACCCAUAUCGUGCGGUUUUGUUGGUGGAUUCCCGAGUGGUGGUAGGUGACAAGAUCGCAGUGACGUAUGAGUCCCAGCGGCUGGAUGCAGCAGCAAGAUGCGAUAGGCAUCCUGCUUUGGAGCACUGGAGCUUUCGAGAGAUCUUUGCGGGUAAAGGACAUCUGACGGGCGUGUUCAGGGGGAAGGGGCUUAUCAAUGUCGAUGCACCAGUUGAGUUGAUUCAAAAGGGGACACCCUCUUCAGCGCAUGAUAUCCUGUGCGAUUCCACAUUCAAGAGAACUUGGGAUACCAUCCGGGCUUGGGAGGAGAGUUUGCCGUCUAGUAUGCGGACACCGCUUCCAUUAGCUCUUUUGAUAGCCAUGAUAUGCCAAGCACGCCUUGUGGCGAUGGAGGCUGAGACCAGUCGUUCCAAGUCUGAAAAAAUGCUGAGGGUGAGUGCGCUUCUGGGCCUUGGAUUUUUCGGACUUCUUAGGCUCCAAGGUCGCUGGGCUAGUGCCCAGUCACUAGAACACUAUGUGCAGGUUGGUAAGUCGCAGCAAAUCCUUCAACAGAUGCAGGAAUCAUCCGCGCAUGCCGAGACUGGGCCUGCAUGGGUGAAAAAGAUGAGAAAGAUCACCGUUAGCGGUGGUCCUUUGAAAGGUGCAUGCUAUGGCGACCUACCGGAGGUAGAGAUCGCAAAAAGUGCUAAAGCCUACCGGGGAGACCCUCGGUUCAUGCAGUACUGUCGCCAGUUCAUGGCCUCGCCGAACUUCUCAGUGCUAUGUGGUAAGGUGACAGUCCUGAUGGUGAAGACAGUGUUUCGCCGUUCCGUAGCUUUGGUCACCAUGGUUUUGGAUUCAAUUCUGGACGAAGCCAUUCAACAGGCCUUUGAAAAGCAUGAAGCGUUUCAGAUGGAACCCACCCGGAACACCGAGUAUUCAUCAGGUGCUGCCUCGCGCCCCAUGUCAGGUUGGGUUUGGGGGUUUCAGAUCGUCCAUAGCUAUGUGGACCACAAAGAACGGCGUGGUUGUCACAGUUCUCACCAUGCAUUUGGAUACCUGUCCGCAUGUGGCGGUGCUAUGGAGCCCACAAGGGGGCUUCGGCUGCAGGGUAGGGUGAGCUUGACCGAUGCCCUGGAAUUCUCAGAGCAGCAGAGGUGGCAGGAGGCUGCCGAUGCCUGGCAGCAGCUGUUGGCCAAAGACAGCCUUCCCAGUGACCUCCGGCCGCAGGCGGAGUGUGCCUUGGGGGAUGCGCUGCUGAAGCUGGGCCAGGACGAGUUGGCGUUGCGGCACUUCUACCGUGCCACCCAGGGCCAGGGUGUCACCUUCGCACCGGGCUGGCUGCGGUUGGCCAAUGCCUGGCGACGCCUGGGAGGUUUCGGGCGGGCGGAAGAGGCCUACCGCAGGGUGCUGCGGAAGCCAACGCGGAGGUCUGGUGGACAGGAAGACGUCUCCAGGGCAGUGGUGGGUGCAGCAGUGAUGAUGCUCCGGCAGGGGAAGCUUUCAAAGAUGAAGCGGCUGCUGGAAACGUGGACAUCCAUGAGGCCUGAGGAUCCCAGGGCAGCUCAGAACUUCUUGCUGCUACUUGGUUUCUUGGUUAGCUGCGUCACUCUGGCUCCUUCCAACGCGUCCACGGCGGCCACGGAGGGUGGCACAGCUGCUAAGCUACCCGACUGUUCAGCUACAGACUGCUGCAACAGCGCGUUGCGGCCAGUGCUGCUGCGGCUUCAGGGAGCCGAGGUGGAAGAGACCUCUGAAACAUUGCUGGCCUUAGCUGCAGCGAAUCGAUUGCUGGAUGCGCCCCAGUGGUACCUGCUUGAAGACAAGUGCAGCUUGGAUGAGUUGCUGAAGGAAUCGGAAGAUGAUCGGCGCUUGCGACUCUACUGGCCACAGAGCAGGGUCUUUCCAACCCUGGAGGCAGCCCUGGAAGCGGCUGGAACAGCUGGGUGGUGGCUGAAGGCUGCCUUGGGACACGGUGGCCACUCUGCGCGGUAUCUGGAGAGUGAGUCGGCGCAGGUUCCAAGCGUUCCAAGUUCCCAGAGGCAGCUGUUGCAGGAGGACAAAGCCGUGGUCGUGGCAGGCCAUGCCUACCUCAGCAAGGAGGGCCUGGUCUACCAAGCCCUGCGAGGCUCCAAGGUGACCAACUGCUCCCGCGCCGCGCUGACGUUGCUGGGAGCCGCCAAUGCCUUUGGGGCCCGGGAGGCGCCCACAUUGCAGUGGCUCAAGCAGCAGCUGGAGGAGUUGAGUGAGGCGGAAGGUGGGGGAGUUGGUUCAUAUGGCCGCUUGUGGCGCCGCCUCUGUCGCUUGGGAAGGUUGCUGUCUGCUAGCGCAGUGGCGCGAGCCCUGCGGACCCCAGUGGGAGAAAUGGAGGAAUUUCCGCUUCCGGUACCCAAGAUCCUUGGAAUGGACGUGAUCCUCUCCAAGACAUCGCCAGGUGGCGCUAGCGGUCCCUGGCCCUGGCUGCUGGAGCUGAAUCGCUUCCCUGCGCUGGGGCUGCGCAGCGCCAGCGAUGAAGGGACCAAGCUGCAGGUCGUGCGCGAUGCGUGGCGCUUGGCUAGUGAGCCAAGUGCAGACACGGGAUGCCUUGAACUGCUGGGGCCCGUGUCACCCAAAAGUGCGGCAAAAUCAGUUGCAUAG
This is a messenger RNA of Cladocopium goreaui, 5319 nucleotides long. NCBI's taxonomy places the organism in Eukaryota, Dinophyceae, Suessiales, Symbiodiniaceae. The record is from the annotation of a GenBank genome assembly.